AUCUCAUCAUCAAGAGGAGGAACAUCAUCUUGGGCCAAAUGGCAGCCAACAGGGUAACGGUGAAUCUGGUGAAGCUGGCUCUUCUGGUGGUACUUGUGGUUCUCACCAAUGCAUUCCCAACCACAGAGGACACGGACACAGAGGACACAAGUCUUUCUCAGGUGGGACAUCGCUCAGCUUUCGCCGCUCUGGACGAUGUUCGGCUCAUAGCGAACGGUCUCCUGCAGCUCGGCAAGAACCUGAGGGACUUCGUCCAGAAGACAAAGGGACAGAUCAACGACAUCCUGCAGAAACUCAACAUAUUCGACAAGUCCUUCUACCAGCUGUCGGUUCUGGCCAGCGAGAUCAAAGAGGAAGAGGAGGAGCUUAAGAAGACCACUGUGGUCCUCAAAGCCAGUAACGAUGAGAUCAAGAGUCUGUCGCUGGAGAUAAACUCGAAAGUGGAGGACAUCAUGAAGGAGAGGAUCCAGCUGAGGAACCAGGUCGGGGGUCUGGAGGAGAAGUUGAGUGGGAUUUCUCAGGGUCUGCUCUCAGCAGAUCAGGUAGCAGAAAUUUCAGCACUUAAGGAGGUGAUCCAGGUCCAGGAGAGGAGCAUCUCAGAGCUGCUGAAGGCUGUGAAGGAGCAAAGUGAGCAUCUCAACUUCCAGAAGAACAAGAUCAAGGGACUGGAGAAUAAGCUCAACUCUGCCAGCCAUCAAGAAACUACAGCUAAACUCCGAUGGGACUCACAAACCUACAGCAUGUCGGAUUAUCUCACCAACUAUUCCACUGAUGGAAGUUUCUCCAGUGAUUUCCCGAAGGACUGCGGCGAGGCUUUCAGCAUGGGGGAGAACGCUAGUGGGCUGUAUGCAAUCAAACCGAACCAAUCAGAAGCUUUUCUUGUGCUCUGUGAAUUCACUGAAGACGGAGCGUUCACGGUGAUCCAGCGCAGGCAGGACGGCUCUGUGGAUUUUAACCUGCCCUGGCAGAGCUAUGAGGACGGAUUCGGAGACUUCAGGAGUGAGUUCUGGCUCGGCUUGAGGAAGAUCUUCUCCAUCUCUCAGCAUGGUGGCUCUCUCCUGCACGUUCAGAUGGAGGACUGGAAGCAGGAGAAGCAUCUGAUGGAGUUCCAGUACAGACUGGAGGGUCCUGCCUCCAACUACACCAUCCACCUCCGACCAGCCCACCUGAGCACUGAGACCGACACCCAGACAGGAAUGAGGUUCUCCACUAAAGACCACCAUGAUGAAAAUAACUCCAGGAGCUGUGCUCACGACUACACAGGAGGCUGGUGGUUCAGCACUUGCGAUGACAUCAACCCGAAUGGGAAAUGCAUCCAGAGCAGACCCCGCAGGAAGCACAAUAAGGGACACGUCCAAUUCAAGUCCUCUCAAAUCUCUAUAUUUCAUGCUAAAAAGACUUAAUUCCACUUGUAGUGUGAAAAGACACUGGUAUGAUACAGGAUCUGAGUUCCUGUUAUUCAAUAGGGGCAGUUUUAGAGUUUUAGCACUGGACCUAAGUAGACAACGGACUACAAACCCCAUCAGCCUGCAGAAAAAUGUGAAAUGAACUGAGAUAUAUUGUUCUGAAAUACACUGAAUACAAAUGUGAAGUAGAAUAAAAAAAUACAUAAAAAAAAACUGGGAAAGUU
Astyanax mexicanus (Mexican tetra) is the source of this 1630-nucleotide messenger RNA. Its product is annotated as angiopoietin-related protein 3. Lineage: Eukaryota; Metazoa; Chordata; Actinopteri; Characiformes; Acestrorhamphidae. Bases 39 to 1403 code for a protein of 454 amino acids. The transcript has 7 exons. Gene Ontology annotation, biological process: phospholipid homeostasis; cholesterol homeostasis; triglyceride homeostasis. The record is from RefSeq and is a predicted model, not a curated record.